This is a messenger RNA of Odontomachus brunneus, 3671 nucleotides long. Its product is annotated as CTD small phosphatase-like protein 2. The transcript is spliced from 8 exons. Gene Ontology annotation, molecular function: phosphoprotein phosphatase activity. The record is from RefSeq and is a predicted model, not a curated record. The coding region runs from base 678 to 2465 and encodes 595 amino acids. NCBI's taxonomy places the organism in Eukaryota, Metazoa, Arthropoda, Insecta, Hymenoptera, Formicidae.
AAAUUUUACGCGGCGGCGGCAGCGGCGUAGCGCGGCGGCGCAGAGGUCUACAGCAACCACAAAAUCGCUAGAAAUUCCUAUCGCCGGAAGUGAUGGGUGGCGCAUCGCCAAGCGGAAAUUCUGUGGGAUCAAAACAACAAUCGAACACCUGAAGAUCGUUACUCGAAAGAGAAAACUACUCGACCAUCGUGCAGCCAAUGUUCCAAUGACGAGACAACUAUCGCGUAACACGCACCAGCUACAACGAGUUCUCUCGCGGAUUAAUGCGGCGUUGCGCUUGAGUUGCGAGUACCAGUCGCGGGUGACGCCGUCGCCAUGUUUGUAUAGUUUCGGAGGGAUGAAAAGUGUACUCGACGGCGUCUCGGACAGAUUUGAAUGAAACGUGUGUGUGAGCCGUGCCGCGUGCGUUCGUUCGUGCCGGCGUGCGAGCGUCUCGGCCGCCGACUCGCGAGCAUGGUAAGCAGCCGCGAGUACCGUUAACGCCCGGCGUCCGGCCAGUCCGCCGCGGCCGGCGGCCGAUUUUCGCGCGGAUUUUCAGGUGUCACGGUCGAAGUGCCGUCGCCGUCGCCGCUGCCGCCGCCUCCGCCUGCGCCGCAGCGCAACGCAUUCUCGAGAAACUGUGUGUGCCUCUCCCUCCUCUCUCUCUCUCGAUCGAAAGGACACUUAAUUUGGUUGAAAUGUGGCUAAGAAGCGAACGAAUAAGUAGAAGACUGCGCGGCCGUUUAAGUUUAAGCGGUGUGUCAGCUUCAAAGGGAACCAGCCACCGAACACAACUUGGUACAGCACGGAAACUACCAAGCAUUAAUAGCACCAGUCGAGUUAUAACAUCGAGCAGAUGCGGCAGACUGAGCCAGUGGCGACGUAGAUCGUCCAAUUUCCUAAAAGAAGCCUGUAAAGAGAAUGUUUUACAUUUUGCCAAAUCCACACCUAUUAGACGAGAGAGAGGACCUCGUAGAAGAAAAUGCAUAAAACGAUCAAUGGUUACGUCGACUCCUCUGCAUCGUGCUCCUCCGAUAGACGCGGUUAUUCCUACGAAAACCGCGACACCCUCUAAAGUCUCAGAGGAGUCCAAGGAGAACUGGAACGGGAGCGGAGCCGCCGCCGCUUCGGCCACCGCCACCGUCGUAGCUGCAGCCGCCGCCGCUGCCACAGCCGUCACCUCUGCUGCUGCCGCUGCUUUGCCUCUAUGUCCGUCGACAACGAAUACGGACUCGCGUUGUUCGAUGAUACCGCCGACACAUGAGCUCAAGUCCUCUACGCCGAGCGUAUCCCCGUUGACCUAUCUAAUGCCUCCGGUAUCCUUAGGAUCGCAUUCGGAUCUCACAUGUUUACUAGAUGACGAGGGAAGCCGUAGCAACGAUACAUUACCGUCGUCGAUAUACUAUUCCACGCUGUACGCGCACGCCGACACGUCCGUAGAAUAUUACAGUUUGAUGCACUCGACGUCGGCGUACAACGGCCGUAACGCGUACUCGUCGUCACACGAUAACAAGUACUUCCCGAACGGGAAGUACUCCCUUGUCAAUAACAAUGAAAACCGCGGUGAUCUCGCAAAAGAUCAAUAUGCUAUUGAAACAGACCCAACAAAAUAUGAAGCAACUGCUGGAUAUUCCAGCAGUGCAAAGUACAGUAUAUCAGCAAGUAUGUACAAUAUAAAUCCUCAUCAUCCAUCCGAUACGAAUGGCAAUCUUAGUGACAAAUAUGAUUCUGAGGACGUCGAGAGUCGUUAUCACGAGGUUGAGUACAUGGAGGUGGGUAACGAAGAGAUAGUAGAGUCGUGCGAUGUAGAGAACAUGGUUACUCAAGUUCAAGAGGACUGGGAACCGUUCGAUCCUUACGUCUUUAUCAAGCACUUGCCGCCGCUCACGCCGGCGAUGAGGGCCAGAUGUCCCGCGCUGCCUCUCAAAACGAGGAGCAGUCCGGAAUUCAGUUUGGUUCUGGAUCUGGACGAGACAUUGGUGCAUUGCAGCUUACAAGAACUGUCGGACGCGGCGUUUCGCUUCCCGGUGGUUUUUCAGGACGUUACGUACACGGUGUUCGUGAGAACGCGACCGUUCUUCCGCGAGUUUCUGGAACAUGUGUCCUCGUUGUAUGAGGUGAUCUUGUUCACGGCCAGCAAACGAGUGUACGCCAACAAGCUGAUGAAUCUGCUGGAUCCGACACGAAAGCUGAUCAAGUAUCGUCUGUUUCGCGAGCACUGCGUCUGUGUCAACGGCAACUACAUCAAGGAUCUGUCCAUUUUGGGCAGAGACCUAUCGAAGACUGUGAUCAUCGACAACAGUCCGCAAGCGUUUGGAUAUCAGUUGGAAAAUGGCAUACCUAUAGAAAGUUGGUUCGCCGAUCGCUCCGAUAACGAGCUAAUGAAGUUGUUACCGUUCCUAGAAAACCUGGUGAACUGGGGAGGAGACGUACGGCCACACAUCAGAGAACAGUUUCGGCUAUUCAGCUUUCUACCACCAGAUUAAUUUAAGUAGCGUGCACCAAAUUCAACGUUGCGUCUGCGAGAGAUACCGGCCAACGUAAAAGAAAAAAAAAAAAGAAACAAAGAAUUGCAAAAUAUCGUGACGAUAUUAAAUAGGUAAAUAUAUAAUAGUUAUUCCACAAUGCAUAUAUAGAGCAUAAGCCGCUAUAUUAUACACUUUACAAUGUUUCACAAAUGAAUAUACCUGUUGGUAUAUAGAGAUAAAUUAAAUAAUUCUAGAUCAUUGAAGUUAUAUCGUUCCGAUUUACAUCGCGUGAAACAGCAUUUACAAAUACGAACGUUGCGUACAAUAACGUGCGAUUUCGUUAGCUCGUUCGUUUAGGCUAAAAGUCAAGCUAGAGAUAUUGAAUCCUGUGUAGCAAAGAGACAGCAUGAGCAUAAUAAUCUUCAUUUGCUGUAUAGUUUUUCCAGUAAUACUUCCAAAUGAGUACGAAGUCUCUCCAUGAUAUGUUUGUAUGAUGAUGUUUGUACAUAAUAGAACUCGUAUAUUAAAGUAUUUUGUUCCACGAUUUAUACUAAAGCAAUAUCUGCGAGAAUCGAUUAGUUACAGUCUCUUUUUUACUGCUAGUGCGAUAUAAAUGAUCUCAGUUUAUUUAUCUUGCUACUCAGAUCACAUCUAUCUUGAAAGUCAUUUUCCGUUAACAAUAUUACAUUCUCUUUGAUCUCGCUGUGAGCCACAAUUGUUUAUCAUUGUCACGAUCCUUAGAUCUACACCUCUAGAUUGCAAUUCUUAAAAGAAAUAUAUACAAGAUGUUAUAAGAGUAUCUGUCGAUAAUUAUAUAAUUAUAUACUGUGUGUUUAAUUAUAUAAUUAUACGCGAUUACGUGUGCUACAUUAUAUAUAAACUUGUGUAUAAUUCAUAGCAUAAGAAGCAUAGUCCGAAUUCACAGUAUCAAAAGAAGAACAAAAAUUAGCGACAUGAUAUGUAACAGAAAACAUCGCAAAAAAUCUUGCAUCUCGUGUAGUGUCUAUCAUAGUUUAAAAUUAUAACAAUCACACAUUAUGCACAAAUACAUUAUAAUAAUAAAGCAGAUUGUUAUUCGUGAAAUCGCUUAAUCGUAUAUAAAUAAUCGCCCCAAACGUUUUUGUUUUUGUACAUCACGAUUGUGGAGUAUUAUUAUUUCGUGUGUUACGAUAAAUUGUCCCUGUAAUGUUUGUUACGUAUAGAAAUAAAUUGACGAGAAAUAUA